Molecule: messenger RNA, 615 nt
Organism: Prunus armeniaca (apricot)
Lineage: Eukaryota; Viridiplantae; Streptophyta; Magnoliopsida; Rosales; Rosaceae
Source: the annotation of a GenBank genome assembly
AUGGCCAUUGUAGUUGCUGUAGACCUUGUUGAUUGGGCUUCUAAAGCUUUGGUUCAAGAGAACAUCAAGAAAGGCCCUGAGUCUAUUGAUCACUAUCUUCAGAAGAUUAAAGAUUCCAACGAUCAACUUUCGGCUGUUGGGGUUGAUAUCUCUGAUGAAGAUAUCACCAUUCUCACUCUUAAAGGUUUGCCUGCAGAGUACAACACUAUUAAGGCUAUUAUUCAUGGAAGGGAGAGUGUUUUGUCUAUGAAAGAGCUUCGUUCUCAGCUCAAGGCAGAGGAGUCUACUCUUGAAGAAUCUGCUCGCCAAAUUCCCUUGCUUUCUGCUAUGGCUGCUACUCCUCCUGUUUCAGGUUCUGUGCCUCCUUCUGGUAUGCCUUAUGCUCCUUAUUCCUCUGUUCCUAUGCAUCCUGUGCAAUAUGAUUCUCCUCCAUCCUCUGAUUUUCGUGGGAAUAAUUUUCGAGAUCGUGGUAAAGGCAGAAUGUCCUAUAACAAUUUUCAACGAUUUUCUGGUAAGUCUGGUCAUUACAAUAACUCCACUGGCUGGGUCUUCUUCUCUGCCUACUUGCCAAAUUUGUCACAAGAUGGGUCACAUUGCUGCUACUUGUCAUUAUAG